Molecule: messenger RNA, 1407 nt
Organism: Cicer arietinum (chickpea)
Lineage: Eukaryota; Viridiplantae; Streptophyta; Magnoliopsida; Fabales; Fabaceae
Product: pto-interacting protein 1-like
Biological process (GO): protein phosphorylation
Molecular function (GO): protein kinase activity; ATP binding
Source: RefSeq, a predicted model, not a curated record
AUUCCAAAUCAUAAUUUCGUUUCCAAAUUUCAAAGCUAGUCAAGAACUUUCCCCCGCUUUAUCCUACGCACUCUUUCUGCUUAUCCUGCGCAUAUUUCACCGGUUACGUAACCAGUCCUAUUGAAUUUCUGAGGAAAGAAUCAUGAGUUGUCUCUGCUGUUGUGAAGAUAAGGCUGAAAAUGAAGCACCAGGGAAAAGCAUCGCGAAUUGUUUCAAUUGUUGUGGAGGUAAAGAUGUUGCGGAGACUGAAAUGGCUGUGGUGAAUAAUCCAGUAAAUGAUGCUCCUGGAACCUCGAGGCAGGGUGCUCAAACUGUCAUUAUUCGGCCCAUUCAAGCUCCUCAAAUACCGGUGGGCGAACUCGAAGAUAUAACAGGUAACUUUGGUCCAAGUUCUCUGAUCGCAGAGGGACAUCAUGGAAUGAUACAUUUUGGUGUUCUUAGCACUGGGGAGUCCGCAGCAAUCAAGAAAUUAUAUCCUACUAAUCAGACUCGGGAGGAAUUUUUGGCCCAGGUUUCAAUGGUUUCAAAUGUGAAGCAUCCCAAUUUUCUUCAGCUGCUUGGUUAUUUUGUUGAUGAAAGGUCCCGAAUUCUUGCUUAUGAGUUUGCACCUAAUGGAUCUCUUCAUGACAUUUUACAUGGCAAAAAAGGUGUUAGAGGAGCACAGCCUGGUCCUGUUCUGACAUGGGAACAAAGAAUUAAAAUUGCUUUCGAGGCUGCAAAAGGGCUUGAGCACUUGCAUAAGAAGGCCGAUCCCAAUAUUAUCCACCGGAACAUUACGUCAUGCAAUAUACUAAUCUUUGAUGACUACGAGGCUAAAAUUGCAGAUAUUGAUUUGUCAAAUCAGGAUCCUAGCACGGUAGCACGUCUUAAUUCCAGCACGCUCCUUGGAGACAAAAUUGGUUAUUUUGCGCCAGAAUAUACAAUGUCUGGAAUAAUGAAUACCAGGUGCGACGUAUACAGCUUUGGUGUUGUCCUUUUGGAACUUUUGACUGGAAAGAGGGCUGUUGAUUCCACACUACCACGUGGCCAGCAGAACCUGGUUUCUUGGGCUUCACCAAACCUAGGUCAUGACAGAGUCGUACUUGUGGUAGAUGAAAGAUUAGAAAAUGAUUACCGGCCCAAUGGUGUUGCUAAGUUGGCCGCUAUUGCUGCACUAUGUGUACAAUUCGAUGCUACUAUCAGACCAAGCAUGACCAUUAUAAUGAACAGUCUCGAGCGUUUGUUGAGGAGAAGUCGUAGACCUGCUGCUCAAACACCAUAGUCACACUAAUCCCUGUCUAUAUGAUCUCUUUCUAUCAGUAUAUUAGAAAGUAACUGCGUGAGAAACUGAUGGCAAAUUGCUCAAACAUGGUUAUAUGUCUCAUUGUUCAUAUUGCAUUCAUUUUGUUUAUAAAUAUAAUAAUCCAC